Molecule: messenger RNA, 2577 nt
Organism: Suricata suricatta (meerkat)
Lineage: Eukaryota; Metazoa; Chordata; Mammalia; Carnivora; Herpestidae
Gene: RAE1
Product: ribonucleic acid export 1
Exons: 12
Coding region: 630-1736 (368 amino acids)
Biological process (GO): RNA export from nucleus; transcription-dependent tethering of RNA polymerase II gene DNA at nuclear periphery
Cellular component (GO): nuclear pore
Molecular function (GO): RNA binding; ubiquitin binding
Source: RefSeq, a predicted model, not a curated record
AGAGCUGGCAGGGGCCUCGGGGUCACCUCGGGUCUAACCCCCUUCGUUCUGCUUGCGGGGAAACUGAGGCACCGGGCAGGGUCACGGAGUUGAUGGCGGCGUCCGUCGCCUCCGCCCUCCCCGGUGACGGGUCUGGCUUAUCCGAGGCGAGCUGCCUCCUGGGGAAGCCUUCCCUAACCGUCCCGCUUCGGAAGGGCCUCCAUCCCCUUUAGUCUUCUCCCGCCGUAACCUUCCUUCGUCGUACUGCCGCUCUCCGAAACUGGCCUGUCCCUUCGUUUCCGGCCUCCUCUGCUAAGUGUUUACCGGAGGCGCGGAGACACGCCUCCCCCGGGCAGGCGUCCGUUCGGUCCCGGCCGCCGCGGCCGAGGCGCUGUGCCGAGGGUCGGGCGUGUGUCCUCCCAGACCUUUUCCUGGGGAGGAGCCUGGUUGCGAACGGUACCAGGUCGUGACAGGUGCCACGAAGCAGCAGGGCGAUGCCAUCCGGGGUUGCAGAUGUGCAGUGAGCAAAGCGGGGACGCCUCUUGAGGAGAUAACCUUUUAGAGAGGCGAGUCUAACCGCCUUACCGAAUUAACAGCUCACCUACGAUACGCCUUUAAAAGUGGACCUUUUUGAUGAGCUUGGGCCCAAAAUGAGUCUGUUUGGAACGACCUCGGGUUUCGGAACGAGCGGGACCAGCAUGUUCGGCAGCACAAGCACAGACAACCACAACCCUAUGAAGGAUAUUGAAGUGACAUCAUCUCCGGACGACAGCAUUGGUUGUCUGUCCUUCAGCCCGCCGACCUUGCCCGGGAACUUUCUUAUCGCAGGAUCGUGGGCUAAUGAUGUUCGCUGCUGGGAAGUUCAAGACAGCGGGCAGACGAUUCCGAAGGCCCAGCAGAUGCACACGGGGCCCGUGCUGGGUGUCUGCUGGAGUGACGAUGGGAGCAAAGUAUUCACCGCGUCGUGCGAUAAGACUGCCAAAAUGUGGGACCUGAACAGUAACCAGGCCAUCCAGAUCGCACAGCACGAUGCCCCCGUCAAAACCAUCCACUGGAUCAAAGCCCCGAACUACAGCUGCGUGAUGACCGGGAGUUGGGAUAAGACUCUGAAGUUUUGGGAUACACGGUCUUCAAAUCCCAUGAUGGUUCUGCAGCUGCCUGAGAGGUGCUACUGUGCUGACGUGAUCUACCCGAUGGCCGUGGUGGCGACCGCGGAGCGGGGGCUGAUCGUCUACCAGCUGGAGAACCAGCCGUCGGAGUUCAGGAGGAUCGAGUCGCCGCUGAAGCACCAGCACCGGUGUGUGGCUAUCUUCAGAGACAAGCAGAACAAGCCGACCGGGUUCGCCCUGGGCAGCAUCGAGGGGAGGGUCGCCAUCCACUACAUCAGCCCCCCAAACCCCGCCAAAGACAACUUCACCUUCAAGUGUCACCGCUCGAACGGAACCAACACCUCAGCGCCUCAGGACAUCUAUGCGGUCAACGGGAUCGCCUUCCAUCCUGUUCACGGCACCCUCGCCACCGUGGGAUCCGAUGGCAGAUUCAGCUUUUGGGACAAAGAUGCCAGAACGAAACUAAAAACUUCGGAACAGUUAGACCAGCCGAUAGCGGCUUGCUGCUUCAACCACAACGGAAACAUCUUUGCCUACGCCUCCAGCUACGACUGGUCCAAGGGACAUGAGUUUUAUAAUCCCCAAAAGAAAAAUUACAUCUUCCUGCGUAAUGCGGCCGAAGAGCUAAAGCCCAGAAAUAAGAAGUAGAGGCCGAGGCCCCGGGCCGUCGGGAGCUGUUCUCUCUCCACUCUGCCUCGUCUUCGUGCGGAUUUGGGUCCCAGUUCUUGGUAGGUUGUCAGCCCUGGACGUGGAUUUGAGCCCCUGGAGAGAACGCUUUCUGUUCAGCAGGCAGGAGCCCCGCCGCCCGUCACCGGGCUCUGCUGGGACUCAGAGGGGACUGAAAUUACCCUAGAAGUCCGAUUCCGGGGGGCGCCUGCGGGCAUUUGCAGCUCUGUUCAGCGUCGUCGUGGAGAACACUGGGGAACGUUCUGCGGACGCUGUGCUGCAUUUGUAAUAAAGUGUUCUGAGCACUGCCUCCCGAGCUCCCUCUGUCUCUCUCCCCACUGGCCUCCGCCCGUCCAGCCCGGUCGUGGGGUCUGAUUUGUGAUGUGAGACGCCGUCGCCGCAGCCUCGCGGAGGAGGGCGGGGCUGGGGCCGUGACUGUCGCCCGCCGUGCGGCCUCCGUCCCGUCUGUGACAUCCCCUGUGUCGUCCAGCUCUGCCGGCCGGGGCGGGCCUCUCCCUGUGACGUGCGUGAGCUCCGAGCUCACGCCCAGUAACUGGAGUUGCCACACGUCGCUUGCUUGCUUUCUUUUGUUUAAUGUAAUUCUUAAUUGGUAAGUAUCUGAAGUGGAAUUCCGCUUCGACAUUUGACUCGAGUCUGUGGUCACGCUUCUGCCCUGUGACCCCAGAGGCCGCUUCCGCUUCGCCGUUCGGGGCUGGGCUGGAAGCUGACUCCUGCGGGGCGGAGAUCCGGCCUGGGUGAGACUGUAAGACUUGUUUGCCUGCUCGUGAGAAGCAACAGAAAUAAAAUUUUCUGCUGAAAGAGA